CCAACUUGCAGUGGUCACAAUCAACACAGCAUCAGCAACAUGGACGACCUUGUGAAAUGGGGCGCCGCGUUUGCGCUUGGCGCAGCCAGCCACUGGUACUUGUCCCCUGGCAAGUCGCCCGAGAAGCCAUCUAACGCAAAGGCCGAGCCAGUGCAGAGACAGACGAGUCACGAGAAAGAAGAUGCCGAGGAAGACAGCAACGGUGACGACAGCGACGACGGUGCUCGAGCUGACGAGGACGUCCUCAAGUGGGAACCGCACAAGAUGGUGCUGGUGGUUCGCAACGACUUGAAGAUGGGCAAAGGCAAAGUAGCCGCUCAGUGCGGCCACGCCACCCUCGGUGCGUACAAGCGGGCGGUGAAGCGCACGCCACAUGCGAUCGAGUGCUGGGAAACGCUAGGGCAGGCCAAAGUCGCGCUCAAGGUCGAAUCGGAGGAAGAGAUGCUGGAGUUGGCACGUCGCGCCAAGGAACUCGGACUCGUGCAUUAUAUCGUCGUGGAUGCCGGACGGACGCAGAUUGCCCCAGACUCGAAGACAGUCUUGGCCGUAGGACCAGCGUCCAUUGGGGCCAUCGAUAAACUCACCAAACACUUGAAGCUCAUGUAAUUGGGGUUUGAAAAUAUAACAGCACUACCUCGUGUAUUGUUCAGUCUAAUGUAGACAUGGG
Molecule: messenger RNA, 667 nt
Organism: Aphanomyces astaci
Lineage: Eukaryota; Oomycota; Saprolegniomycetes; Saprolegniales; Verrucalvaceae
Product: peptidyl-tRNA hydrolase
Exons: 1
Coding region: 40-606 (188 amino acids)
Cellular component (GO): mitochondrion; cytosol
Molecular function (GO): peptidyl-tRNA hydrolase activity
Source: RefSeq, a predicted model, not a curated record